ACCCACGUGACACAGAUACAGGAAACCUAACCGUAGUGGGCUGUCUCCGUCUCGUUUCAAAUAAAACGUCUCUUCGACUGUCCUUUAAAGUUGACCGUUUGUCGGUCGCAUUGAGCUCCAGAGCCAGCUGUAUGAGCUUGUUGUGACAGGAGCCAUGGCCCUGCUGUUGUCGGUGCUGAGGACGGCUGGGGGUCGGGUCCCCGGGGCUCGGGUCCCCGGGGCUCGGGUCCCUUCACGACGCUACAGCAGCAGAACUUCGUCGUCGCAGUUCCUGCAUGAGAGCGUCGUGCCGACGAUGCAUUACCAGAAGAGUUUACCCAGACUACCCAUCCCGAAGCUGGAGGAAACCAUCCCGAGGUAUCUGGCUGCUCAGAGACCUCUGCUGGAUGAUGAUCAUUUCAGAACAACACAGACGAUUGCUCUGGAUUUCCAGAACGGUGUGGGGAAACAGUUGCACCAGGCACUGGUGGCCCAGGACCAGAACAACAAGCAGACCAGCUACAUCUCGGAUCCGUGGUUUGACAUGUAUCUGUCAGCGCGGGACUCCGUGGUGCUGAACUUCAACCCCUUCAUGUCCUUCACUCCGGAUCCUAAGAAAGAGUACGACGACCAGCUGGUGCGGUCAACCAACAUGGUGUGUUCAGCUGUGCGCUUCAUGAAGACGCUGCAGGCAGGCCUACUGGAACCCGAGGUGUUUCACCUGAACCCAGCAAAGAGCAACACAGACACAUUCAAAAACCUGAUCCGCUGGGUGCCCUCUUCCCUGUCUUGGUACGGAGCCUAUGCUGUGAAUGCAUAUCCUCUGGAUAUGUCUCAGUACUUUCGCCUCUUUAAUUCAACCCGCAUUCCCAAACGAGGGAAAGAUGUCCUCUUCACUGAUGAGAAAGGCCAGCAUGUUCUCGUAUUGAGGAAAGGCAACUUGUAUGUAUUCAAUGUUGUAAACAGAGAUGGUAAUUUGGUGGAACCUGCAGAGAUACAGUCCCACUUGAAGUACAUUCUGUCUGACUCGGCACCAAAAGCUGCCCACCCACUGGGCGUCCUGACCAGCGAGAACAGGGAUGUUUGGGCUGGACUGAGGGACAGGCUGGUUGCUGCUGGAAAUGCUGAAAAUGUGCAUCUGAUCGACAGCGCCCUGUUCUGUCUCUGCCUGGAUGACGAGAGCAUGCGAGACCACAUCCACAUCUCCCACAACAUGCUGCACGGCGACGGCUGCAACCGCUGGUAUGACAAGUCCUUCAGCAUCAUCGUGACCAAAGAUGGUCAGGCAGCCAUUAAUUUUGAACACUCGUGGGGGGAUGGAGUAGCUGUGCUCCGCUUUCAGAACGAGAUCUUUCGAGACACGACGGAGCAGCCGCUCGUCCACCCGGGCUCUGCUGCUCUGGCCGUGGACUCGGCCUCUGCCGUGCGCAGACUCACCUUCAACCUCGACAGUGAGCUGCAAAACGGCAUCAAAAAAGCCAAGGAGAACUUUGAUUCAGCUGUGUCCAGACUCACCAUUGAUGCCAUAGAGUUCAAGAAGGGUGGAAAGGAGCAGUUAAAGAAGAGCAAGCUGAGUCCAGAUGCUGUAGCCCAGCUAGCGUUUCAGAUGGGCUUCCUGAGGCAGUACGGCCAAACGGUGGCCACGUACGAGUCCUGCAGCACCGCAGCGUUCAAGCACGGCCGGACGGAGACCAUCCGGCCAGCCACGGUGCACACCAAACGCUGCUCCCAAGCGUUUGUUCACCAGCCCGGGAAACACAGCGUGGAGCAGCUGCGCGCCAUGCUAGCAGACUGCUCCCAGUACCACGGCCAGCUCACCAGAGAGGCCGCCAUGGGUCAAGGAUUUGACCGUCACCUGUUCGCCCUGCGCUACCUGGCCGAGACGGCUGGUCAAGCUGUCCCUGACCUGUACACGGACGCAGCUUACGCCGCCAUCAACCACAACAUCCUCUCCACCAGCACCCUGACCAGUCCUGCCGUCACCCUGGGGGGCUUCGCUCCAGUUGUGCCGGACGGCUUCGGCAUCGGUUACGGCGUCCACGACGACUGGAUCGGCUGCAACGUGUCCAGCUAUCCAGCUCGCAACGUCCAUGAGUUCCUGCAGUGUGUCCACAAGUCUCUGGAGGACAUUUUCAGUGUCUUAGAGGGGAAACCAAUCACAGAUUGAAAGGUCUCAUCACCAAACGGCAGAGUUGUUCACAACUUUUAGUUAUGUUAAGCUGGGAAUAAAAACUGCUAAAUUGACUACUGAGAUGUUCUAUGAUUUGCACAUGUGGUGGCAGCAGCAGGAAUCUCUCCCAUAGCUUUGCUGUUUGAGGUUAACGUUGUGUUCCACAAUACGUCUUUGUAGCCUUUAAAUACCUAAGCUCAUUACAAACAGCAGCCUUUCUGUUCACAAGCACUUUCAAACAUGUGAAAAUAAAAAACCCACAAUUUUUCAUCACCCUUUAUUUAGAGUACAAAAUUUCAAAACAAAAUAUACAUUGUACAAAGUGGUACUACAACAAAAACAUCGCUCUUAAGUAAUCAUAAAAAGGAAAUGGCAGAUUUUAGAUGGGCUUGAUCUUGAAGUGUAGCCCGAUCAGGCUGAAGACGAGACAUUUCAGAUCUUGUACCAGGUAGUAGAACACACGCAGACCUUCAGGGUCCCUGGAAUUCACAGGAAAUGUUCAACUCAUGACGGCUAGGAACAUACUGAACAUACACUUCCCAGAUACUUCACAUAGUACUUACUUUGACUGGUUGACAUCAAUCAAGGAGCCAAUUUUGGAAGUUGUGAAUGAAAUGUGCUCGUCCCCAAUGACGAUCUCCAACUCCUACAAGAAGAAUAUAUAAAAAAACAAGCAUUUAAAAGUCAUCAUGUUAUUGACCUGUCAGUUUUUAAAGUGUGCCAGUUACUCUCCUUUUCCAGUCUUGUUGCCUCUGUUCUGAUUUGUAUGAGACAUAAUGCUGCAAAAUUCAAAAUGAGCAAAUGUUUUCCAUACAAUGCCAAUAUCUGUUUCAACAUUGGGUAUUUUGUGUUCUAUUGGUAAUAAAAUAAAGGUUUAUGGGGUUUACUAAA
Molecule: messenger RNA, 3040 nt
Organism: Cololabis saira (Pacific saury)
Lineage: Eukaryota; Metazoa; Chordata; Actinopteri; Beloniformes; Belonidae
Gene: cpt2
Product: carnitine palmitoyltransferase 2
Exons: 5
Coding region: 155-2146 (663 amino acids)
Biological process (GO): fatty acid beta-oxidation
Cellular component (GO): mitochondrion
Molecular function (GO): carnitine O-palmitoyltransferase activity
Source: RefSeq, a predicted model, not a curated record